ACGCAACAUGUCAGAGAAAUGAACUAAUAAUUUUGAUGGACAAAUAAAUGAAAGAAGAAGCCUGAGUGAGGCUCCUGGGGAGAGGGGGUAGGUCGGUGCCCCAGGUGAGACCAGGGCUGUGCCAGGUCACAUCUGAGUGCCCCAACCUUCCCAGCCAAUGUGGCCUCCUCCGUGGCACCACCAGCAGCCAAAGAUAGAGUAAAAGCUGUUAUUUUAUGGAAAUUUAGAGGAAAUACAGGCUCUUGGGGCACUUCUUCCCACGGUGAGGGUUACAGCACACACUGCCCGGAUGGGUUUCACGCGGCAUCCACAGGAACGACCCCAAAGGAUGGAAAACCAUCACAACUCCUUUCUUUCCCUUUCUUUUCCAGUCGCAUCCAUGCCGGCGACCAACCAGGGCUGGCCCGAGUCCUUCGGGUUCCGGCUAAGCGGCUCCGGGCCGUGCUACGUGCUGUGGGUGCAGGAGGGCAGCAGCGCGGCGCUGGCGGGGCUGCGGCCGGGGGACGAGGUGCUGGAGCUGGAGGGGCAGCCCGUGUCCUCGCUGGGCCGCGAGGCGCUGCUGGGGCUGGCCCGGCGCUGCGGCAGCGUCCCCCCGAGCAUCGGCGUGGUGUCCCGCCUGCAGCGCGCCCGCAUCCCCCCCGGGCCCGGGGGAUGCUUCGGCUUCCAGCUGGCCGCUGAGAGCCCCCCGAGGGUGGCCAGCGUCAGCCCCGGGUCACCGGCAGCGGCCUGCGGGCUGGAACCGGGGGAUUACGUGCUGGAGGUGGACGGGAGGCCGGUGGAGCGGCCGGAGGCGGCGGCCGCGCUGCUGCGGAGGUGCCGCGGGCGCUGCCUCCGUCUGGCGCUGCUGCGGCCGCAGCGACGGGAGCCCCGGCCCGGCCCCGGUACCGGCACCGCCACCGGCACUGACACCGGCACCGGCACCGGCACCGCCACCGCACGCCAACACCGGAGGCAGCAGGCGCGGCAGUUCAGCAGGAAGGUGAGGCCGCGAUGUGCGGGGAGGGGACGGAGCGAUGGGCACCCCCCGAGCCGGGCGGGUUGGGGGUUCACACCUCCGCUCGGGCACGGCGCUGGGGUGCGGAUCAGGGGUGAGAACACCCGAGAAAAAGGUCCGGAUGGGUGCUGCAAAGGGCUGUUAUAAAUGAAAA
Messenger RNA from Taeniopygia guttata (zebra finch), 1148 nucleotides. The record is from RefSeq and is a predicted model, not a curated record. NCBI's taxonomy places the organism in Eukaryota, Metazoa, Chordata, Aves, Passeriformes, Estrildidae.